Molecule: messenger RNA, 2658 nt
Organism: Anguilla rostrata (American eel)
Lineage: Eukaryota; Metazoa; Chordata; Actinopteri; Anguilliformes; Anguillidae
Product: B-cell receptor CD22-like
Exons: 7
Coding region: 862-2472 (536 amino acids)
Biological process (GO): clathrin-dependent endocytosis of virus by host cell
Cellular component (GO): late endosome; plasma membrane; early endosome
Molecular function (GO): virion binding
Source: RefSeq, a predicted model, not a curated record
CCACUGGUGCCCGCGUGGUGGAGAUGUCGCUGCCUGUCCAAGUCCGCCAGCCGCUCCUUCGCCACCAUGUUCUUGGCGCUCAAUGGCGCCAUCGACGACAUGGCCGCCGAUGCGGAAAGGGUGGUGGCGGCUGCAGUUGGGGGGGCAGAUUGAGAAACUGAAUUUUUCGCGACCAAUUUAAGAAAAAAAAAAAAAAAAAAAACCGGAGGUGGCCUAAUACUUUUCGGCCUGUACUGUUCAUGUUGCAUUACGCAUUUGCAUUAAUUUGAUAUUUUUGUUUGUUAAUUUUCCAUGUAUUUCUUGCACCGUGAACAUUACAUCAGACAUAAGAAAGCUCUUUAAUGAAAACAAAAAAUGCAAAAUGACUUGAAGUGAUAUUUCAUGGCAACGCUUGCUGAACUUGGCUCCGUUGUUAUUAUCACUUGCUGCAUUAUGAGAUCAGGUAUUGAGUGAUGAUGCUUUGGUUCUGGGAAUAAACUCAUUGCAAAUAUCCAAAAAGAAUCUUAUUUCUCUCCCUUCUUUCCAUGAAGAAGUCGGUUCCCAGUAACAGCUGCAGAAGACUAUUUAAAACAGUGGGGGGAAGUACAAAAAUACAGUAUUGAGUGAGAAAGAAAGACAGUGACACUUCCCACCGCAUCCUCUGCAGGAAACAGGUUCUUUUUUUUUCUUUUGACACUUGGCUAAACUGUGAAAAUGCACUACCAAGAAGGGGGGUUCUGUGUGUGUAUAUUUCCUGUCUAAGGAAGAGGGGCCAUUUUUAAGUUUCAGUCAUUUUACGAUAAGGACAUAGUACAUCCAGAUUAACUGUAGCUGAUUUCUAAUCCUCUGUCACAUCCAACUUGUAGAUUUCUCACACUGAUCAUGAUCUCUUUCUGGGCCAUGGUCUUCUUUCUGAUCGGUGACUCUGCUUGCAGUGUCAGUAAGAUGACGGCCAAAGAGGGCUCCUGUGUGACGGUCCAAUUAACUCUGUCCAAUAUAGGGAAUUCUGGGUACAGUGUUUGGUUGAAGGACGCCGUGUGGAAUAAGGAGGCAAAGGAUUUUGAGGGCACAAUUGUGCACAGCCUCAAACCUGACAAACCCGCCGCGAGUGAAUUUAAAAACAGAGUGUCUGUGGGUUCCACUGGGGAUUUAUACAGAUUGACCAUCAGUAACCUGAGCCCGCAAGACAGCGGAAAUUACUCGGUUAGAUACUAUGAUGAAGAUGAGCCUUCUUAUAAACUGAGCAGCUCGACAAUGAGUCUUGAUGUUCAGGAGAGCCCUUGCCAGGUCAGCGUAACAGGGCCGGAGUUGGUCCAGACGGGGACGGAGGUGAUUUUGCGGUGCUCCACCGUGGGGCCCUGCCAGUACAGCCCUGAGUGGCGUAGCUCAGGGCCAGGCCUGGCCUCCAGUGAAGUCAUUGACACCCAGGGUGCGAAAACAGCCCAGCUGCGCUUCAAAGCGGACUGGUCACAUAACGGGGUGGAGUUCUCCUGUUGGCCGUCGCCGAGCAACGACGCGUGCGCCUCCAGAAACAUCACGCUGGCCGUGGAAUACGCUCCAAAGGAGGUCAGGAUAACAGCGAGCAGGACAUUGGAGGGGAUCUAUGAAGGAGCUGCAGUCAGCCUGACCUGCGAGGUCCAGAGCAGCAAUCCAAGCGUGCGGUCAUACUCCUGGUACAGAGACCGCACCGCCCUGGGUGAAACUGGCCCAGUGCUCCGUUUCCCGGCCGUACGACUCGAGGACAGAGGCUCUUACCACUGCCAAGCCUCAAACUCCGCGGGCUCGGGGGAUUCCCUGGAGGUUACGAUCACCGUUAACUAUGGACCCAGAGGCACAAAGAUUAGGGCCAGCUGUUGUCAGGGAGGGGUGAAGGCCGGCGAAAGCCUGACCCUCACCUGCGAGACUAACGCCCGUCCUGAGCCCUACGGCUACACCUGGUUCCGCACGAUUACAGAGCCUGGUGGACAGAGGGGUCCAGGAAGGAUGGUCAGGUCUGAUGGGCGAUACCUCAGAUUCUGGCACAUCAGUGCAGGCGACGCCGGGGAAUACACGUGCCAGGCUAAGAACAUCAUCAGCGCUGAAAACUCCACUGCUCUCCGUGUAGAUGUCCUGUACGGGCCUACAGGCCUCAACCUGUCCAUGGAUAGCGAGGUGAGAGAGUCCAGCCUGGUCACCAUCCACUGCUCUGUGGAGAGCUUCCCUCUGUCCGAGCUCACCCUGACCUGGGCCCCGCCCUCCUCCGAUCGCCUCUCUGACCUGUCCCGGCACCCCAAACGCCUCCAAGGAAAUUACACGGACCAGCCAACACGCACCUCUCUCGUCGCCUCCUUCAUCACGUCUGUCGAACAAGCGGGCCGGUACACCUGCCGGGCCAAAAACUCUGAGGGCCUGAAAGAAACCACAAAGGACCUGGUAGUGCACUGUAAGUGGGCGGAGUCCCGAGAUGCUAAUGUCAUGCUUGUUUCAGUUCCUUGUGCCGGGUGGCCCCGUUAGGGGUAUCUGCUGGUGCGGUCUCCCCAUCACUCUAUCAGUUUGUAACAGGCAGUCCUGACCUUGCAAGUAGUUUUGCAACUAGCAGAUAGCAACUGCUACCAGAGUAAGGGGAGAUGCUGAGUGCGAUACCCAUGUUUGAAAUAUCUGCCGAUUCAUACUUCAUAAUAAAAUAAGGGUUCACGCUCA